CGCCCGUCCAUCAUGUUCGCUACCUCCACGCUCGUCGGCACCCCCGUGGUCGCCGCCCCCGCGCGCGCGGCGCGCCCCGCGCGCUCCACGCGCGUCGUCGCCGCCGCCGCGAAGAAGGCGCCGCCGAAGAAGAAGGCCGCUGGCAAGAAGGGCGAGUUCGACUUCUGGGAGUGGUUCAACAACGCCGCGUGCCGUGACUCCGGCGUGAUCGGCGCCGGGUACGAGGACGCGCUCAAGAACGGUCAGUUCAAGGGGAAGAAGAAGAAGUAAGCGGCGCGCGCGUCUGUCUUUUCCCCGGCUCGACCGCUCGCGAAUGAAUGCGCGCACGCGUCCGUUCGCGAGUGAACGAUCGCGCCGCGAUUCGUUUCACGUCGUGAUGAGUAUAGGAGGUCCGGCGAGAGAUGUUCUCUAGAUAGCCGAGCGGCUCGUCCCGAGGACGAGCGGCUCAAUGAGUGAACGGCUCUUCGCGAGCGAGACGGACGGACGAACGCCGUGUAACGAAGAGCGAAAAGAACUUUCCAUCAU
Micromonas pusilla CCMP1545 is the source of this 525-nucleotide messenger RNA. RefSeq lists its product as uncharacterized. The record is from RefSeq and is a predicted model, not a curated record. Lineage: Eukaryota; Viridiplantae; Chlorophyta; Mamiellophyceae; Mamiellales; Mamiellaceae. The transcript is spliced from 2 exons. Bases 13 to 270 code for a protein of 85 amino acids.